AGACGCUCCUCCCCGAAGCUCGGCCAAUCGCCGCGGCACAGCCAACCCUCAAAGCAAGGAGCUAGGACCCCGCUCAGCAAUCUCUGCAGAGAGGACGCCGGCAGCUGACUGCUCUGAGGCUGCGCACCGCGAAGAGUUCCCACGGUCUCGCAGCAGAUUUCUGCAGUGGAACCCCAAGGGGGCAGGAUGAUUUGGGAAGUCACCGUGUUGCUCAGCUUGGUCCUGGGAAUUGGCGCUGUUCCCCUGGAGGACCCUGAGGAUGGAGGCAAGCACUGGGUGGUGAUUGUCGCAGGAUCAAAUGGAUGGUAUAAUUACAGGCACCAGGCAGAUGCGUGCCACGCCUACCAGAUCGUUCACCGAAACGGGAUCCCUGAUGAGCAGAUCAUCGUGAUGAUGUAUGAUGACAUCGCCAACUCUGAAGACAAUCCCACCCCGGGAAUUGUGAUCAACAGGCCCAAUGGCUCAGACGUGUACCAGGGCGUGCUGAAGGACUACACGGGCGAGGAUGUCACCCCGAAGAAUUUCCUUGCUGUGUUGAGAGGUGAUGCAGAAGCAGUGAAGGGCGUAGGAUCUGGAAAGGUCUUAAAGAGUGGCCCCAGGGACCAUGUGUUCGUUUACUUCACGGAUCACGGAGCCACUGGAAUACUGGUGUUUCCUAACGAAGAUCUUCAUGUAAAGGACCUGAAUGAGACCAUCCGUUACAUGUACGAACACAAGAUGUACCAAAAGAUGGUGUUCUACAUUGAGGCCUGCGAGUCUGGGUCCAUGAUGAACCACCUGCCACCCGACAUCAAUGUUUAUGCAACUACGGCUGCCAACCCCAGGGAGUCGUCCUACGCCUGUUACUACGAUGAGCAGCGGUCCACGUUCCUGGGAGACUGGUACAGCGUCAACUGGAUGGAAGAUUCAGAUGUGGAGGAUUUGACCAAAGAGACCCUCCACAAGCAGUACCAGCUGGUGAAAUCCCACACCAACACCAGCCACGUCAUGCAGUAUGGGAACAAGUCCAUCUCUGCCAUGAAGCUGAUGCAGUUUCAGGGUCUGAAACACCAGGCUAGCUCUCCCAUCUCGCUGCCCCCCGUCAGUCGCCUUGACCUCACUCCAAGCCCCGAGGUGCCGCUCAGCAUCAUGAAAAGGAAGCUGAUGAGCACCAACGAUCUGCAGGAGUCCAGGCGUCUUGUCCAGAAGAUUGACAGGCAUCUGGAGGCCAGGAACAUCAUUGAGAAGUCAGUGCGGAAGAUCGUCACCUUGGUCUCAGGCUCCACUGCCGAGGUGGACAGGCUCCUGUCCCAGAGAGCCCCUCUCACAGAGCACACAUGCUACCAGACGGCCGUGUCACACUUCCGCUCACACUGCUUCAACUGGCACAACCCCACGUACGAGUAUGCUUUGAGACAUUUGUACGUGCUGGUCAACCUUUGUGAACACCCUUAUCCGAUUGACAGAAUAAAAUUGUCCAUGAACAAGGUGUGCCAUGGCUACUACUGAAAUACUACCUCCUUGAAGCUUUACCGAAUAUGAUCACCGUCCCUUAGAAUGUGUGCUAAUCGGAGACUGGAGAGCUGGAGCCUGAGGGAGGCUCCGCUCCCCGAGCCCCAGCGGCUGCGUCCUCCCAGGGAUGCCGUCAGGCCACCGGAGCCACGCUCCAGGCCUCUCCCAGGAUGGCUUGCUCACCUUUACCUACUUCCCCCAGCACCUACAGGUCCUGUGUGAUCCUCUGAAAAGCCCAGAGAUUUGGGAAGCUCUGUGUUGAGAAGGGUGUAUUUGCUUUUUAAGAGGGUGUUUUGCCCAUGACGUUUAAGGAGUGAGAAUUUCACUGGGACUUCUGUAGCCAGUGAAAGAGUCUUUGUUCUGUGGAAUCUGACAUCAGAACCUCUUAAGUCUUCACAUGAUUUUCUGGAAGAGGGACAUAAACCCCAAAUGGAAAACUAUUUUUAGAAAAUACCAUAAUUUUGGAUUGCUUUUAUAUUUUAUUUGGCAGUAAUGGACAAGUCUAAAAAAAUAAAGAUUUAUCACUGAA
Bubalus bubalis (water buffalo) is the source of this 2020-nucleotide messenger RNA. It is a transcript of the gene LGMN, whose product is annotated as legumain. Gene Ontology annotation, biological process: vacuolar protein processing. The coding region runs from base 187 to 1488 and encodes 433 amino acids. The transcript is spliced from 14 exons. Gene Ontology annotation, molecular function: cysteine-type endopeptidase activity. NCBI's taxonomy places the organism in Eukaryota, Metazoa, Chordata, Mammalia, Artiodactyla, Bovidae. The record is from RefSeq and is a predicted model, not a curated record.